Messenger RNA from Carcharodon carcharias (great white shark), 3212 nucleotides. Its product is annotated as coiled-coil domain-containing protein 177. The coding region runs from base 287 to 2074 and encodes 595 amino acids. The record is from RefSeq and is a predicted model, not a curated record. The transcript is spliced from 3 exons. NCBI's taxonomy places the organism in Eukaryota, Metazoa, Chordata, Chondrichthyes, Lamniformes, Lamnidae.
UCCAAUGGUCACCAGAAAGCGUCGCCGAGAGCGUCACCGGCGGCAUUUAAACUGGGGGAAAAUAACAUCAAGAUUUAAAAGAUCUAAAAUUAGUAAAUGUAUCCGAGUAUUUGAAUACGAGUUGCUGGAUCUAUGUGCAUCGUGGCAGCGGCAGUGGACACGGACAGUCGGGACCGUUGCGCCGUUUAUUUCAUGAUUUAAUAUUCAAUCGAUAUCUUGUUUCGCGCUCCCCCGGAUGUGAUUUGAUGGUGUUUUCUUUCCCCCCACCUCCCCCAAUGUGUCGGCGAUGUCCCAGUCGCCCUGCUCAGUGAUCCCUCACCUGGACCUGUAUAAUUUCCAGUGCCCGGAGGCCGAGCUGCGCAGCCGCUAUGUGCUGACCAGCCCGCGCUCGCUAGAGGCGUGCGCGCGCCGCCACCUGCAGCCCGUCCAACUGCUGCAACGGUCAGUGCGCGAACUGGCCCGGGAGAGGCCGCUAGAACCACUCCGCCAGCUCGAGCAGCGCUACCAGGAGGAGGAGAGGGAACGGAGAAGGAGACUGAGAGAGUGCAGAGAAGAGAGACAGCGCAUCAUAGAGGAAGAAAAAGCCAGAAGAACACCCAUACCAACUUUUGUGAAAUUUUCUGCUCAGAGAUCUACAAAUGAAUCUGGUUUCCCCAACAGUCAUGUUCUGGAUGCUCUCCAUGAAGAUCAAAGCUCUUCAAAAGCCCUUCCAUCAGAUGACAAGAACACACCAUCUAGUUGGGCUAUUUCAAGAGAAGAAAGUAAAAGACCAGCGGACAUUUGGGCUUCUGUGCAGCAAAAGAGGAAGAAUUCAGAGGACACCAGUGUGAGUGGGUAUUUUCGGAAGAACACCAGUCUGGGUGAUCUAAGGCAGUCCCCUGCUACAGCAAAGAAACUGGACAAGCUGGUCAGUGAGAUCCGAAGGGAAACCAAUGUGAUCAUUCCUGAACGUGAUCGGAAGAUUGCAGCAUUAAUGCUGGUUAAACAUCAGGAAGAACAGGAGAGGCUGGAACAGUGUCUCAAAGCCCAGCAGUUCUGGGAUAAACUGAAGAGGGCAGAAAGAUUAGCACAAAUGAAGCAGGAGGCUGAAAGGCAAAAGGGCUUAAUCAAGAGUAUUGGCAGGUGGAGGAAAGAACGGGAAAUGAGACAGUCUAAAAUACAGCAGGAAGUAAAACAGAUGGCUGAACUACGGGAGAAAGACGUGAUUUCAAAAGAAAAUAAGUGGAGAAUGUUGGCCGAGAAACAGGAAUUAAAGAAAAAGGAAAAAUUAGAACAAUCAAAAUACGAAGCAGAAAUCCGUAAACAUCAUCAAAAUCAGUUACGGAAACAAACCGAAACCAUCAAGCAAAUUACCAAAGAGCAAGAAGUACAGGUUUCACAGGCAAAGCUGUCAAAUGCUGCCCAGAAGCGGCUGGUGAAAGAAAUGAGCGACCAGAACAAAAUCAAACUGGAGAAUGAGCACGAAAAGCUGAAGCAUCUGAUCCUGAAAAGGGAGAUUGACCAUCUAACCAAGGCAGAGGAGUUAAUGGUGAGGAUGUCACUGGAGCGGAAGCUUUUAAAAUUCAAAGAAAAUCACAAACUUCUAGUGGAAGAAAAAAAGAGAGGGCUGAAAGAAAAAGCAACCAAGGAGAAAAACCAGAUCCUUCAAGCCAAGUCAAGGGCUGAAAAACUAGAACAGGAACAGAAGGAACGUAAGGAAGCAUUGGCAGAAAUCUCUGACCUCAAAAUUGAACAGGCUCAGAAAACUGUGCUGAAGAGUGUCCAAAAUAAAGCCCUUCAGUCCCAGAAGACCAGAUCGGAGAAAGAGAAGAUCCACCAGCAGAUAAAAAAGAAGGUCGAGGAGAAAGAAGAAUGGCACCGACAAGCAAUGGAAGAAACUAUUAAGAAGAAAGACAAGAGGAGUGAAGAAAUUUUGAAAGUGAAGAAAGCAACCAUUGAGGAGUCCCGUCAAGUUGCCCGGGCAGCCUUCCAAAUGAGGGAACGAGUGAGGGAACAGAUCAACAGCCGUUCCUUUGAUCAAAUGGCUAUGGAAGCUGAGCUAUGGGCAAGCUUGGUGAAAAAGAUGGCUUACUAAUGUUUGAGGGGAAAAAAUGAAAUCCCAUCAAUAGAAUACCUGAUUUAGUUCUUUAUUAGUAAUGCCCCUCUAAAAAGGGAUUUUUUUUGUUUCGCUUGAUGACACUGGGGCAACAAGUUAAUUUUUUAGGAAAGGCAUAAACAUGGAUGAUUGUAUUUCAGUGAAUAGCAGACCAUGAGGUAAUGAAUUUUCUCAUAAAGAAGUUAAAUAUUCUGGGAAUCCAUUGUAAAAUGGCUCUGUGGAAUUUGAUUGUGUUGUAGAAUUAUAGAAUUUAUUGAAAUGUAAACAUAACUCAAAGCUUUAUCAUGACCACAUUUGUUCUACCAGUGUUGUGAAGCUGCAGAAAACAAUGAUCCUUUUGUUACUUGGAAGAAUGUUUGUAAAAUGUUUUACUUGUGCAUGUUUUAAUAUUUGGGCAAAUGCACAGGACAAGCCCUUAUUGCUACACUAUUCAGGAAACAAAAUCAAAAAACUGUGAACUUUGAACCAUCCAUAAGUUAUCUUUCUCAUAAGAGUGAAAGGAAAACUGCGGCCAAAUUCCCUUCUACAAUAGUAUUCAAACUUCUUAUAUUCUAGUGGAUCUUCCAUCACAUUUGCUGAUAGUAAUUUGCAGGAUGUGCUGUGUCUUAGUGUCUGUGUUGUCAUCUCAUCUCCUGAGUUUCUGGUAGCAUCUUUCUCUUUGCCUUUCACUGUUGCUUUCUUUAAAAUGCUCUCUUCUCUUUCUUGCUCUGCCAAUUGUGAGAGGGUGGCAGGUAUGCGUGUUGACCAGGGAAAGGACCGAUAAAAUUUGGAUUGCAAGAUGCAAUUUGGCUGGAGCUGUGAGGAAAAAUAAUUUGAACUGGAUAGAGUUUCCCUCCUUGUGUUCCCAAUCCCACGUUUUGCCUUGUGCUCCAGCUCGUGCUCCAUCCUAACGCGCUCCUAUUCCCAUUCUAUCCAGUGCAUUACAGCUGUCACAUACCCCUCACAGCAUGCUCUGUUCUCAAUCUGGUUCACCCUUCUCACUUGCCCACAUCCUUCGCCCUGAACUCUCUUUUCCUUUUCUUCCCUCGAUCCCUUAUCUCACUGGCCCCGCCACAGCCCAUUCCAGCCCAACCCACCCCACAAAUCUCCUCACAGACCCCAGCCCGUCCCCACCCUC